Messenger RNA from Trichophyton benhamiae CBS 112371, 2097 nucleotides. RefSeq lists its product as uncharacterized. Bases 1 to 2097 code for a protein of 698 amino acids. Lineage: Eukaryota; Fungi; Ascomycota; Eurotiomycetes; Onygenales; Arthrodermataceae. Gene Ontology annotation, cellular component: endoplasmic reticulum membrane. The record is from RefSeq and is a predicted model, not a curated record. Gene Ontology annotation, molecular function: glycerol-3-phosphate O-acyltransferase activity; glycerone-phosphate O-acyltransferase activity. The transcript has 3 exons. Gene Ontology annotation, biological process: phospholipid biosynthetic process.
AUGUCUGCACAGUUCGUGGACUCCCUCAUCCUGAUGCGGGUAAUGCGCAUGGAACUUCACCGUCGAAUCGCCUUCCUGAUCGCCCAGAAAUCAUUCAAACGCCGUUUUGUAGGCUUGCUCGCUCGCUUCACGGGCUCAGUCCCUGUUACGCGAGCAAUGGACAACCUGAAGCCGGGCAAGGGAACUAUCUAUCUACCGGACCCCAUCAACAACCCGACCUUGCUACGCGGCCACGGCACAGACUUUACUUCUUCGGCAUUUGAAGUUGGCGGGACUAUCUCGUUGCCCUCGGUUGGUGGACGGUCAAGCAGUACGGAUAUCGGCGAGAUCAAGGGACCCGAGGAAAUCAUAUUGAAGAAGCCGUUCAAGACCCAGCAGGCCCUGCAGCAGUUGACGGGGCGCGACGACGUGGAUGAAGACGGCAACUUUACGGGGGGUGCGGACGUUAAGAGUCCAGCUGAGUUUCAGGGCUCGAAGUUCAAGGUUGCGCCGCACGUUGACCAGACGCAGGUGUAUAAUGCUGUCUUUGAUACGCUCAAUCAGGGAGGCUGUAUUGGCAUCUUCCCGGAGGGCGGAAGUCAUGAUCGUCCGGAUCUCUUGCCAUUGAAAGCUGGCGUUGCGUUGAUGGCCCUUGGAGCUGUGGCUGCCAACCCUGACUGCGAUGUGACCAUUAUACCCUGUGGAAUGAACUAUUUCCAUGCCCACAAGUUCCGGUCUCGGGCGGUCAUUGAAUUUGGAAACCCGGUCAAGGUGCCGCCGGAGCUGGUCAAGAUGUACAAGGAGGGCCAGAAGCGAGAGUCUGUAGGCACCCUGUUGGACACGAUAUACCAGGCCCUAGUCACCGUUACCGUCACAUCUCCUGACUACGAAUCUCUUAUGGUCAUCCAAGCUGCGAGACGGCUGUACAAUCCUACAGGGAAGAAACUACCGCUGCCAAUGGUUGUCGAGCUCAACCGUCGUCUGGCCAAAGGGUACGCCCACUACAAGGACGACCCCCGGAUUAUCAGCCUGAAAAAAUCAGUGCUGGACUACAACAAGCAGCUCCGCAUCCUGGGCAUCCGAGACCACCAGGUCCAGUAUGCCAAAUUCUCCUUCUUCAAAGUGGUGGCCACUCUCAUCUACCGCCUGGGCAAGCUGGCAGUCAUGGCCAUCGGCACUCUUCCCGGCUUCGUCCUCUUCCUGCCCGUCUUCGUGGCCACCAAGAUCAUCUCUAUCAGAAAGUCGCGAGAGGCACUGGCAGCGUCCAGCGUCAAGAUCCAGGGCCGCGACGUAAUGGCUACCUGGAAGCUGCUCGUGGCCCUCGCCUUUGCACCGCUGCUCUAUACCUUCUACACCGUCCUGCUCACCUACUGGACCUACAGCCACCGGGUCUGGGGUUACGUCCCUGACUGGGUGCCCCUCUGGACCAUCAUCCCCUUCGGCUUCUGGAUCUUCCCAUCCAUCACCUUUGCCGCUCUCCGCAUCGGAGAAAUAGGCAUGGACAUUCUCAAAUCGCUCCGUCCACUGGUCCUAUCUCUCAACCCCAGCUCAGCAAACACCCUCGUCAGGCUCCGAGAACGCCGAGCCGAGCUCUCCAUCCAAGUAACCGACCUUAUCAACACCCUGGGACCCGAGAUGUUCCCUGACUUCGACUCCUCGCGUGUGGUCUCCAACCCCUUCAAGGACACCAUUUUCCGCGAGAGCCUGCCCUCUUCUUCCCUGGAGUCUCUCGAAGAAAACGAGACAGACGAACCGCUCGACGACUACGGCCGUCCACGCAUCAUCCACCGCUCCCACACCGAAUCCUCCAUGCAGGACCAGCUGCCUCGCAAUGAAUCCUUCCACGACCUCGCCAGCUUCGGCUUCUUCUCUACUCGCCCGUCCAGUCGCAGUCGCAGCCGUAGCAGCUCCAACGGCGGCCUGAUCGGCUCCUCUGGCUUCCCGCUCAAGGAGUUCAGCACACUGGACUCGAAGGAGAGCUUCGACGAGGUGAGCAAGCGGAUCCGGGGCGCCAUGCGGGAGCGAGGUCGUCAGCGCCGCCGCAAGAGCGAGGACUCGAACAUGUGGGAGGCUUCGGACUCUGAGUCCCAGACUCCAGAGAACCGCAAGGACGUCUAG